Messenger RNA from Myotis davidii, 2965 nucleotides. RefSeq names its product RAD54 homolog B (S. cerevisiae) (gene RAD54B). Gene Ontology annotation, molecular function: ATP-dependent chromatin remodeler activity; ATP binding; DNA translocase activity. The record is from RefSeq and is a predicted model, not a curated record. Gene Ontology annotation, cellular component: nucleus. Lineage: Eukaryota; Metazoa; Chordata; Mammalia; Chiroptera; Vespertilionidae. Gene Ontology annotation, biological process: double-strand break repair via homologous recombination; reciprocal meiotic recombination. The coding region runs from base 701 to 2887 and encodes 728 amino acids. The transcript is spliced from 13 exons.
UCCGUUUGUGAAAAGAGCUGAGCAGAGCUGAAGGCUGCAUGGUGUUUUUAAAAACUGCUUCCUUAAUUUGAGAAAAGAACAAUGGUAGGAAAGGCUAGAUCUUCCAAUUUUACCUUAUCUGAAAAGCUUGAUUUGCUAAAACUUGUCAAGCCAUAUGUGAAAAUCCUCGAAGAACACACUAAUAAGCAUUCAGUAAUAGUGGAAAAGAAUAGAUGUUGGGAUAUCAUAGCAGUUAACUAUAAUGCAAUUGGAGUAGACCGCCCUCCUCGAACAGCGCAGGGCCUACGCACCCUUUACAAAAGGCUCAAAGAAUAUGCCAAACAGGAGCUAUUGCAGCAGAAAGAUACCCAAUCAGAUUUAAAAAGCAGUAUUUCUGAGCCAACCAAGAAAGUUAUGGAGAUGAUUCCCCAGAUUUCCAGUUUUUGCCUGGUAAGAGACAGGAACCACAUACAAAGUUUAUUCAUCGCCUGAAGACCUACCAGUGUCUAAGGGACAAGAAGUGGAACCUGGGAGCGCGGUUAAAUAUUUCACUGUUGUUUGGUGUAAGGCGUCAAAGAAAAAGCACAAAACGUGGGAAGGGGAUGCUGUUCUUAUUGUCAACGGAAAAUCUCUUACAUUAAAGGACCUGGAAGGCAAAGACAUUGGAAGAGGCACUGGAUAUAAAUUCAAAGAGCUUGAAAAGAUCGAAGAGGGCUAUACAAUGAUGAUUGGCGGAAAAGAAAUAGAAAUCAUGGGUUCGAUCUCCCCAGAUGAUUUCAGCAGUGGCAGAUGCUUUCAGCUUGGAGGAGGAGGUCCUGCUAUAUCAAGUUCUUCUCAAGCUGCCAAGAAGUGUUUUUCUAACCCCUUAAAAAGUGUCUAUAAACCAAGUUCAAAGGAAAAUAGGCAGAAUAGUUUCCAAAAUUGCAAACCACGCCAUGAUCCAUGUGCACCAAAUUCCCUUGUUAUGCCCCGACCAGACAAAAAUCAUCAGUGGAUGUUCAAUAAAAACUGUUUCCCUGUUGUGGAUGUUGUGAUAGAUCCUCACCUUGCAUAUUAUCUUCGGCCACAUCAGAAAGAAGGACUCAUAUUCCUUUAUGAAUGUGUGAUGGGAAUGAGAGUGAAUGGCAGAUGUGGAGCUAUUCUUGCUGAUGAAAUGGGUUUAGGGAAAACAUUGCAAUGUAUUUCACUCCUCUGGACUCUACAGUGUCAGGGACCUUAUGGAGGCAAGCCGAUAAUAAAGAAGACACUUAUUGUCACACCUGGAAGUUUGGUGAAUAAUUGGAGGAGAGAAUUUCAAAAAUGGUUAGGAAGUGAAAGGAUCAAGAUAUUUACUGUUGAUCAGGACCACAAAGUAGAAGAAUUCAUCAAAUCUCCAUUAUAUUCUGUUCUGAUUAUCAGUUAUGAAAUGUUACUUCGUUCCCUGGAUCAAAUUAAGAAUAUAAAAUUUGAUCUCCUCAUCUGUGAUGAAGGGCAUCGUUUGAAGAACAGUGCCAUUAAGACAACCACAGCCCUCAUUAGCCUCGCUUGUGAGAAAAGAAUAAUUCUAACUGGUACUCCAGUUCAGAAUGAUCUGCAAGAAUUUUUUGCAUUAAUUGAUUUUGUAAAUCCAGGAAUAUUGGGCUCUUUGUCAUCUUUUAGAAAAAUAUAUGAAGAACCCAUCAUUGUAUCAAGACAACCUUCUGCUUCUAAGGAAGACAAGGAGUUAGGAGAGAGGAGAGCAGCUGAACUAGUUUGCUUCACUGGACUCUUUUUUCUUAGAAGAACCCAAGAGGUCAUAAAUAAAUAUCUUCCACCGAAAAUAGAGAAUGUAGUCUUUUGCCGUCCAGGGGCACUACAGCUUGAACUUUAUCAAAAGCUGUUGAAUUCUCAGGCUGUGAGGUUCUGUCUUCAAGGGUCGUUGGAAAACAGUCCUCAUCUGAUAUGCAUAGGAGCUCUUAAGAAACUGUGCAAUCAUCCCUGCCUUUUGUUCAAUUCCAUAAAGGAAAAAGAAUGUAGCUCAACUUGGGAUGAACAUGAAGAGAGCAGUUUAUAUGAAGGCUUGCUAAAUGUGUUCCCUGCGGAUUAUAACCCUCUCAUGUUUACUGAGAAGGAGUCAGGAAAACUUCAAGUGCUGACAAAGCUCCUAGCUGUUAUCCACGAACUUCGUCCUACUGAUAGGGUGGUAUUGGUAUCCAACUACACACAAACUUUGAAUAUUUUACAAGAAGUAUGUAAGCGUCAUGGAUAUGCUUGUACAAGACUUGAUGGACAAACACCAGUCUCUCAAAGGCAGCAAAUUGUUGAUGGCUUCAAUAGUAAAUACUCUUCUGAUUUCAUUUUUUUAUUAAGUUCAAAAGCUGGUGGCGUGGGACUUAACCUUAUUGGAGGAUCUCACUUAAUUCUCUAUGACAUUGAUUGGAAUCCAGCCACUGAUAUCCAGGCAAUGUCUAGAGUGUGGAGAGAUGGUCAGAAACAUCCCGUACAUAUUUACAGACUCCUAACCACAGGUACAAUAGAAGAAAAGAUCUAUCAAAGGCAGAUCAGUAAGCAAGGUCUUUCUGGGGCGGUUGUGGACCUGGCCAAGACAUCUGAGCAUAUCCAGUUUUCAGUAGAGGAGCUUAAAAAUCUGUUCACGUUACACGAGAGUUCACACUGUGUGACUCACGACCUGCUUGACUGUGACUGUGCAGGAAAGCGAGAGCAUACAGGUGAUUCAUUGGAAAAAUUCCCUGUCUCUAGAAAUUGUCAACUUGGCCCACAUCACAAGAAGUCUGACUCCCUGAAACCUCUCUCCAUGUCACAGCUGAAGCAAUGGAAACAUUUUUCUGGAGAUCAGUUAAAUCUUAAAGAUCCCUUUCUUGACAGGAUAAGAGAAAAUGUGUCAUUCUUUUUUCAGAAUAUAACCAAUCAAAAUACUGCUGCUCUGUAAUGAAAGGUUACUUCAUGACGUUCCCUUGCCCCCCCUUUAAAAAAUAACAGUAAUUAAAUGUAAGUUUUGAAAAUGAUU